AGCACCAGCACGGCCAGGCGGUCGUCCCGGUGACCGAGGCGCAGGGAGGGAGGCAGCACCGCGUUGUACCAGCCGACCUGAGGGCGACAAACAACGGCGUCUGUGACGUCACACGCGAUCACGUCCUGCUGCUCUUAUUGGCUGGCGGAUUUAAAAGUGGAGCCGAGGUUUUAUUCCAUCUGAAGAUGAGCUGGGACCACGAGCUGAGCUCCAUCCUGUCGGGAGCAGAAGGGAGCGUCUCCAAGAUGCGGGAGCGACUGACCUCAGCAGGGAACCUUCCCGGACCAGCAGCACGUCUGUUUCCCGCCACGGAGAGGAUUCCUGAUUCAGACUCGGUUCCUCCUGCUCUUCCUCUUCGAGCCUCCCCCCUCCGAAUCCCCGCCCCGCCGCUCGGCGUUCAAUGGUCCGACCUGGCUGCUAUUCAAUCACAGCUUCAGAUCCAGAGCCAGGCGAUCGAGUCUCUGACCCAGAAAGUCCACGAGGGGGAGAGAGAGAGGCACUUUCAACACCGGCUCAUCCAGGCGCUACAAGGUGAUCCACCUGGGACCUUUACCAUCAGUCACCAUGAGGAGGUGCAGGAGCUCAGGGAGAGAGAAUCCAGGAGGGAGCCUCCAGGAGCCUUGAGGACCAUGGAGCAGUGGAGGAGGGAGGUGGGGCGUGAGCUCAGCAGUCUGCGGGGCCACAUCAGCAGAGUCACGUUGCUAGGAAACCCGGAGGAGAGUUUCUCUGCAAAGCUCUGCAGAGAAGAACUGGAGCUCCUGAGCAGAGAGGUGGACCAGCUGAAGACGCACCUGAGCAGGCAGCAGCAGGAGGAAGGGGGAGGGGCCAGGAGCAAGAUUCUGGAGGAACUGAUAGAAAAGAACACAACUCUCAGCGCUGAUCUGCUGAAGAUCAUCUCCCAGUGUUCUCAUACACAGCACCAGCUAGAUCAGAUCAGAACUUGUGUGUCAGAACUGAGAGACGUGGUGAAGAGACUCGUCAUCAAAGAGCAUCAGACGUCAGAAGAUUCACGGCUCCUUACCCGCCACGGCGUAGGGGUCAGGGGUGAAGAGGCGGAGUCAGACUUGGAAGACUUCAGCCCAACCCCAAGCCUGGCUGAGGUCAGCUCAGACGAUCUGUCAUGGCUGGGUGACAAAGACGCAGCUCCUCAUCAGAAGCCUGGAGUGAGUCUCAGCGUUCAGUCCAGACGGAGCAACUUCACAGGUCCGGGAUCAGAUCUUGAUGAUGAUCUUCUGGAUCCAGGGUCUGACCUAAGUGUGGAUGACCUCUGACCUUUGCGAACAGGUGACUGAAGGAUUCCCAACAUUUCUUCUGGCUUGAAAUGAUGUAGUUAUGUGAUCAGAACUGAAGCAGCCAUGUGGAUCCUCUUCCCUCUGGGGUCUCCAGAGGAAGGAAAGACAUUUAGGUUCUACACACCUGACGGAGUCAGCACCAGUGUGUUCGCUCCACCCUUGUGAGACUGAGGCUUUCUGCUCCGCCCUCUUGGCGCCAACUCCUUUAUUUACACAAAGUCCCCAACAAGGCUGAAGAAGUCAAAUCCCUCGUAUGUCUGUGAUAUUAUUCAAUGUUUCCUAGUUCCUCGUUAUGUAAUCAGUGGCAUAAAUGGUUAGGCCAUGGAAAAGGCUAGGCUAAGCUAGCUGCUAGGCUAAGCUAGCUGCUAGGCGGCUUCUAUCCAUGCAGUCUGCAGAGGACCACCACUGUGUCCUUCAAAGACACGUGGAAACGUCCUGCUAAAUGUGGGAGAUUGUUGGUUCUUCAAACACGUCAAAUGAAGGAGAGUUAAUUCAUUAAAACAUUUAUUAAGAGCGAUUAUUGAAUUUCUAUUAAAAGCCCAAAUGUUGGUUUGGAUAAGAUGAACCAACCGGUGAUGAGGGAGUCCUAAAGCUGCACGGUGGAGGAGGGGGGGGUCACCGAGCAUCAUGGAGACCAAGGAGCUCACCAAGUAGCUGAAAGUAUGAAGAUGUCCCAAGCUUUGAACAUUUCACGCAGAACCAUAAAAUCCAUCAUCACAAAGAAUACAGCACAAG
Gasterosteus aculeatus aculeatus (three-spined stickleback) is the source of this 2027-nucleotide messenger RNA. The record is from RefSeq and is a predicted model, not a curated record. Lineage: Eukaryota; Metazoa; Chordata; Actinopteri; Perciformes; Gasterosteidae.